AUGGCUGACGGCCCUGCGCAAAGCGGGCCUCUGCCACCCGCAGAAUCUUGGUGGGUGCUAGUCAAGAAUGCUGGUGAUGAAUUCAGGGUUCAGCGCCAAGACCUACCUGACCGCCCAACGGUGUCUGACCUCUUGCAGACAGCGCUCGCCGUGUCAAAUGUGGGAGUACCAUUGCCCAGGCUGAAGUUGUACAAGCACGAGAAUGCUCGUGGCCAAGGUGAACAGCAGCUUGCUCCCCGAACCUUGCUCGAUGAAAUCUGCACAGGUAGUGAUGCACCCCCUCUCUUUGUCGACUAUGAGGGCAUGCCAACCACGUCAUCACAAGCAGAGCAGCAGAUCAUGAGUGGCAUCAGGGACUUGGCUGCCGAAGUGCGAGCCAAUCGGGAGGAAGUGCAAAAUGUGCUGCAACCCAUGGCUCGUGCGCUGUUUGGAUUUCGGCCAACAAGCAGCGCGACUUUCGACCCGACUUGGGAGACCAGACUUAGCGAGUACUACAACACCACGUCAUGCAUGAUCUUGGGCCAACUUUUUCCAGAGUGUUUGAAGCCAGAUCGGUAUCAUGGGUUUGGCCCGGACUAUUUUGAGCCGGUCGGGGAGCACAUGUACAAGAAGGUGCAGGAGCUUGCAGGCUACGAGCUGGGCAUUGACACGACGCAUCCACGCAACGGGCUGUUGAUAGUAAAAUCUCUGGAGAAAAUGUUUCAGGAAGCUCACAUGGUUCUAGUCCCCACAGUGUCGGAGGAGGAUGUCAGUGAGACGGACUGCCCAGAUUCAGGUGAUUCACCAACAGAGCAGGUCAAGCUAGAAAUCCUCAUUGCUAAAGAGUUCCUCGGGCAGGACGUGCUCUGGAUAGACAAGCGAAGACAUACAACAGCUCCGUUUCAGCGACCGAUUCUGCAGGGCAAAGGAGGAAGCAGCAAGGGACGGCGGCCUGUGCAGCCCAUCAAGUUCGCAGAUUUGCACGCGAAGCAAAUCACGAUCCGGAAGCCCUACAUGGCAAGUCUUUACAUGCAAGCGAUCUAUGCCAACCACCGACAUUCAGAGCUUCCUCACCCGGAUGACCAAGAGCUUCUUCCGAAGUAUCGCAAGAGAUGCCCGAAGGGCAUGGAACGGCUCAUGAUACGAAUGUGUCUGCUCAGCUCUUGUUCAGAGAGGCCCGUGUUGACACAAGAUGAAGCCUUUUCAGGAAAUCUGUGA
This is a messenger RNA of Symbiodinium necroappetens, 1197 nucleotides long. The record is from the annotation of a GenBank genome assembly. Lineage: Eukaryota; Dinophyceae; Suessiales; Symbiodiniaceae.